GCGCAGACUACACAGAUCAUUCAUUCUUUCUCAAUAAUCCAUUUACAUCUGCAGCUGAAACUUUGAAAAUCGCCAUGUCCAAGAAAAGAGGUUUGUCAUUGGAAGAGAAACGGGAGAGGAUGCUUCAAAUCUUUUAUGACUCUCAAGAUUUUUACCUUCUCAAGGAACUUGAAAAGUUGGGUCCCAGAAAAGGCGUUAUCAGCCAAUCUGUCAAGGAUGUUGUUCAAAGUCUAGUGGAUGAUGACUUGGUCUCAAAAGACAAGAUAGGAACCUCGGUCUACUUUUGGAGUCUUCCUAGCUGUGCCGGAAAUCAGUUAAGAAAUGUGUCCAAGAAACUUGAGUCAGAACUUCAAAGCAGCAAGAAGCGGCAUGUAGAGCUUGUGCAGCAAUGCGAGUCCCUAAAGAUAGGCCGAGAGGAUUCAGAUGCACGCGAAGAGGCUUUAAGCGAGCUCAAAGCCAUUCAAGAGAAGUAUAACAAACUGAAAGAUGAAAUGGGACAGUAUGCAGACAAUGAUCCAGCCACAUUUGAAGCAAUGAAGGAAGCUAUUAAAGUUGCCCACGAAGCAGCUAACAGAUGGACAGACAAUAUUUUCACUUUGCGCCAGUGGUGCUCAAACAAUUUCCCUCAGGCCAAGGAACAGCUUGAACACUUGUACAAUGAGGUAGGGAUAACAGAUGAUUUCGACUAUCUGGAGUUACCAGCAGUAAUCCCUCAUAAGCAAGUUCAGGAACAGAUACUAGAAGCCACACGCUAAUAUCAUUUUCGUAAGUCGUUACAUAACUGCAUAUUUCAUUACCAUAAACAUGGAACUCCUCUAGUAUUGUGACAUCCAGAAACUAGAAUCCAGAUUAUAGAAUCGAAUGCCCAGAACACCCUUUUGGCCUCCUUUUUUGGUUAGUUUAUUUUUCACAUGGUUUUCCCCUGAAGGUGUGAACAAUUUUUAA
Molecule: messenger RNA, 945 nt
Organism: Cynara cardunculus var. scolymus (artichoke)
Lineage: Eukaryota; Viridiplantae; Streptophyta; Magnoliopsida; Asterales; Asteraceae
Product: meiotic nuclear division protein 1 homolog
Exons: 10
Coding region: 75-755 (226 amino acids)
Biological process (GO): reciprocal meiotic recombination
Cellular component (GO): nucleus
Molecular function (GO): double-stranded DNA binding
Source: RefSeq, a predicted model, not a curated record